ACAAAACUAAACACAACCCAAGGAAACACACACAGACUUUAAGUUUUUCGUUACCCAAAGUGAUAAUUAAUAUGCAUUUUAUUGUUUAUGCGGCGGGCAGCGUACAAACAACAGCAGCGGACAGUGGUGAAAGCAAAAAGUGGAGCGAAAUUCUUUUGGCCCGAUUAUAAGCCACACAUACAUAUACAAAAAUACACGAGAGUUUGUCUAUGUGUGUGAAUUGUUAUUGUUUUAGCAAAAGGCUGCUGCUGAUGACACAAAGGCUAAGGCAAAAACAGCUGACCUUACAAAAACAGCAUCAACAACAAGAAGAAUGCGACGCAACGAAGAUGAGCAAAGGCUGCUGGAAGAGGAGCAGGAAGAACAAGCAGAGGAUCAGAAUUCGACCACUGCUGUUGAUAACGGUAGUUUUGUGCCCGCGUUUUCACCACAGUACAGCCACGAUAAUGAUGACGAACGAUGCCUGCUGCACCAGGAGCAGGGGGACGAAGUAAUCCAAUUGACAAAUGCACCCAAUUCGGGCGCCUCGUUAACCUAUUGUGUUUUCUAUCUGCUCGGCAUUGGCACAAUGACACCAUGGAAUUUUUUUGUAACCGCCGAAGAUUAUUGGCAAUACAAAUUCCGCAAUACGACGCUGAAUGGAACGCUGCCAGUGCUGGAUGAUGAGCAGCUGACGCCGCUGCAGAAGAGUUUCACAUGUGAUUUGGCGCUGUCCGCAACAAUUUCGGGCACCACAUUCCUGCUGCUAAAUGCCGUCUACGGCCAUCUGGUCACGCUGCGUGCCAAAAUGCUGGGCACACUGGGCACGAUACUGGUGCUCUUCGGAGUGACAACGGGAUUCGUGGAAGUCAACACGGACCAGUGGCAGGAGCAGUUCUUUCUCAUCACGCUCAUCAUUGUGGUGUUACUCAACAUUUCGGCUGCCACCAUGUCGGGCGCUUUGUAUGGCGUCGCUGGUCUCUUUCCGUCGGAGUUUAUGACUGCUGUGGUCAGUGGCCAGGCGCUUGGUGGCAUUUUGACGGCACUCGCAUUUCUUUUGGUGCUCGCCUUCGAUGCGGGUCCCUCGGCAACCGCCUUUGUGUUCUUCGUUAUGGGCGCCUUGCUGAUCUGCGGCUGCAUCGUUUGCUACCUGCUGGUGGCACGUCAGGCGUACUUUAAAUAUUAUCUGGCUGGUGGCGACAAGUUCAAGGUGAUCUGUGCCCAGCCAGCGCACAGUCGCAGCACGGUGGGCACGGAUGAGGGUGUGCCACUCGAACCGUUGCUGUCCAAAGUGCUGGGCAAGAUCUAUUUGCAAGCCAUUUGCCUCGUCCUGUUGUAUGCCACAACGCUCUCGGUAUAUCCGUCUGUGACGAUCCUAAUGGAAUCGGAGCACUCAGCCAGCCACACCCAGUGGACAGAUGUUUACUAUAUGCCUGUGGUGAAUUAUUUAUUCUUCAAUUGCGGCGACUAUUUUGGCCGAUUGUUUGCUGGUUGGUUGGAGGUGCCGCGGAAUCAACAGACGACGCUGCUGCUCACCGUGGUGCGUGUUGUGUUCGUGCCCUGUUUCCUGUGCUCCAACAGUGGCGUGCAUCAGUUUCUGCCCACGCUGGUGCAGCAUGAUUACACCUUUAUGGCCAUGAUCGUUGCCUUUGCGCUCUCCAACGGUUAUCUGACCAACAUUCUGCUCAUUAUGGCGCCACGAAGCGUUGAGCAGCAUGAGAAGGAGCUGGCUGCCUCCAUAAUGGCUGCCUCGUUGAGCGUGGGCAUGGCCAUCGGAUCCCUAAUCAGUCUGGCAUUUGUGCAGAUGUUGUGACAACAUCCCCGCUCAAUCCACCAUCCUGCCAAACUGUCUCAAUGGUGCCUUAGAACGCUUUGUUUUUUAUACUUAUUUGAUACUUGAUAGUUUUUACGAAUUUGAUUGUUAGACAUAUGUAUUUUAUACUAUUUUUGAGAUGUACACGUUUUUGAAGCAUGCUCGAGUGUUGAGGAAUAUCUGUGAGAUUUUCUGUAACAUAUCAAAAAGUGAAAUUAAUUUUGUGUAAGUUUUACUUGUCGGUUGUAAAUUGAUAUAAAUGUAAACGCAAAAUAAAUUGUAAUUAUUUGUAAGGUAA
Molecule: messenger RNA, 2090 nt
Organism: Drosophila grimshawi
Lineage: Eukaryota; Metazoa; Arthropoda; Insecta; Diptera; Drosophilidae
Gene: Ent1
Product: equilibrative nucleoside transporter 2
Exons: 5
Coding region: 314-1792 (492 amino acids)
Biological process (GO): nucleoside transmembrane transport
Cellular component (GO): plasma membrane
Molecular function (GO): nucleoside transmembrane transporter activity
Source: RefSeq, a predicted model, not a curated record